CUAUUAUCUAACCAUAAUUCAUCACCCUAUGAAGCAUACUAAGCUAUAUUUGACGUUUCAGGAAAACUCCGCUGUGAUGCCCUGGAGAUCCUUCCCACGUCAUGGAUCGAAAUUCUCAACACUACAGAGUCCCGUCUACGGAUAUGACAAUACCAGAACAUACCACAUACAACCAAGACCAAACCAGCCUGACAAGAGGAAAAAUUCCAUCCCAAGCGCACUAACAGCCUCACACGGCGGGAAUGACACCCACCACGAAGCGAAGCCAAGCUCAACAGGGGUCCACAUCCCAGCCAUCUCCUCCCAAUCUCCAAACCCACUCCGGCAAGGUCACACAAUAUUCAGAUACUAGGAACCAAAUGCUUACUGACGAUGAUGUUGAAAAUUAAUAAUCGGAUCCGCCGUGUUGGACGCCGUAUCCAUAGUCAGUUUUAAAUCAACUAAUUAUAACGACUCGUCGGUGGAGUAAAUCCCUCGAGUUGACUGUCAUGAGGGUCAUUGAAGGUGGAAAGGUGGGUGGUGGGU
Messenger RNA from Aspergillus alliaceus, 525 nucleotides. RefSeq lists its product as uncharacterized. The transcript has 3 exons. Lineage: Eukaryota; Fungi; Ascomycota; Eurotiomycetes; Eurotiales; Aspergillaceae. Bases 29 to 352 code for a protein of 107 amino acids. The record is from RefSeq and is a predicted model, not a curated record.